Messenger RNA from Haemonchus placei, 450 nucleotides. Lineage: Eukaryota; Metazoa; Nematoda; Chromadorea; Rhabditida; Trichostrongylidae. The record is from the annotation of a GenBank genome assembly.
ACUACCACCGAAUCUGUUGGGGCAACUCGACGUGAACAAUGCAAUACACCGUUAUGUAAAGCCGGACAGUUUUUGGUGAAAGAAACAAAGCAUUGCCAAUACUGCCCACGAGGCACAUUCCAAGACGAAGAGCAACAUACCACUUGCAAAAUGUGCCCAACUGAUCACACCACAGCAGCUCAAGGUGCGACAGCGGAAUCGCAGUGUUAUUCAACAAACCAAUGCGCUACUGGUGAGGAUAACUGCUCAUGGCAUGCUCAUUGUAUAGAUCUCCCAGACGACAACGAUGUGCCGUCCUUCCAAUGUAAAUGCAAGCCAGGAUACCGUGGUAAUGGCACCUAUUGUCAAGAUGCUUGCACGAAUUACUGCCUCAAUGACGGUGUUUGUAAGAAGAAUCCUGUUGGUUACGUGGAAUGUGCAUGUAAGGAGAACUUCAGUGGUGAACGGUAA